UUAAAGUGAACCUGUUGGGCAUAAAACAUGUCAGGUCAUUUACCUGUGGAUUAACCAGCCUUAAAGGGGCAGCAUGACAUGUUUUUCAGGCGCAUGGUGACAUUUUAAAGCAUAAUCGAGUAGGGCUGAAACAAUCGGAUUAAUUGUGAUUAAUCGAUUAUUGAAAUAAUCGUCAACUCAUUUAGAUUAACAGUUGGAGUGUACAGAUUCAAAAAAGUGCAUUUGGUGAAAAAAAAAACACAUUUAGAGCAGUAAUUAAGCUAAAACUGUAAAAAAAUAAUAUACAUUUUGCAUUUAAGAUAAACACCUUUAUCUUAAUGCUUUUCUAAUAUUGCAUGAAAAAUUGUUAAAUCUCAUUUUUAAUCUGAUUAACCGAUGGUUAAUAAUUUAAAAGAAACUUGAUGUUGCAAUUAGACCCCUUGAAAAUGGGCCUCUGUCUCUUUAAGAAGGUCCAACUCUUCCACUCUGACUUCUGCAAGUUGUCACAACAAUGCUCCUCCAUUAUGCCGUUUACGACCGUUCUUAACCCCUGAUCCUUACAUUUCUGCAAACUGGACCUACAAAAAUAAAUUCGCUUCAUAGAAAUGGCAAUUUUGAGAAAAGUUUUGGUGGCAGGACGAAGUGGUUUUUCGGCCCUGUCGAAAUUUGUGUAUUUUGCAAAACUGCAAUGGAAAAUUUUUCGCAUCACACGAGUCAUGUGAUCAACAACAGGAAAAUAAAGACAACAGGAAGUCAUAGGGGAUGAUGGCGCAGCAUGUUUUUCAUAUUCACAUGUGAUCUCAGUUGCGUUUUUUAUUUAAUGGAAACACCGGAUUGCGAAAUUGUGUUUCUCUUGACAUUAAUGAAAUGCCAACAAAGUUUUGCUCGCAUCUGAAAUGGAAACGCAGCUACUGGGAGAGGUGGUCCAGUGGUCCAGGAGACUGAUUUACUGUGCAGCCCUGGUACAUUAACAAUCUCAACAAUUCAGACCGUUUUAGGGGUUUUAAUUAUCAUUAAUGAUAAAUCAACAUCUUAUCAUUUAUCGUGACAAACGAUACGAUAAUUGCCAUCCCCUACCUCUCACUGAGAUCAGUUCCGGUAACUCGGCAUAAUUUUCUACACCAACAGCCGUAGGAGACCCCUCCGCGUCCAACAUGGACACAUUUUUCCGUCGUCACUUCAGGAGGAAGGAAGCGUCCCUGGAGGCGGACCCUGCCGCCGCUGCAUGCCGCCAGCGCCGGCCCAGCGUCGCCAUCCCCACCAGUAAGGCCCGCCGCCGCUCCAGCGUGGGCCUCCCAUCCUCCGGCCUGACGCAGCGGCGACGCUCCACCGUCCAGCCGCCGGCGCCAAAGAGAAAGCAUGGCCGCCGGCGGUCCAGUACCACCACGCCCAGCCUGAACCCGCGGUUCGCCGUGUGCCGGAGGAAGGUGGGGAAGCUGCGGACCAUUGACACCCACCUGCUAGGGCCGUCCAUGCUGCUGGCCAGCCUCAUCCAGAUGGCGGAGGAGGACGAAGAAGGCGAAGGGGGCGGCCUGGGGGCGGGGCUUCCCGCAGGGGAACAGCAGGUGGAGGUGAGGGGCGGAGUCGGCAACAGAGCGGCAUUUUCCCGCUCCAGCAGCCUCCAAUCGGACCAAGAUGACGACAGCAGCGAUUACUCCAGCAACAGCCAAUCAGAAGGCAGCCUCCUGUCUGAGACGGAGCAGCUGCCUGAGGAGGAAGAGGAGGACGAAGCCUCCACCUCCUCCCUCUCAACCUCCGCCCUGCAGGUGCUGAUUAAGCCCCCGGAUGUUCUGUCCCAGUCGCGGCCCCUGAUCCGGGCCCCUCGCUGCCUUCGCAGGAACUCCUCCCAGGUGUUCGCCGGAGACCUGUCCCCGUUCGUCUGCUACCGCGGCUCCAGCCAGAGGAAGAGGAGGAAGAUCUCUAAGGCUGGGAGCCCCUGGCCGGGCAGAGGCCACCCGCUGCCCUGCCGCAAGAGCUCCGUCUACUACCUCAACCACCCGGCCUUCUACAGGGGCCCCGGGUUCCUCAGCCCGCUGGGGCCCCACAGCUACGACUCCCGCCUGGAGAGUCUGAGUGCCUUCUUGCUGAAAGCCAUCGCCAAGUCGGGCCUGCAGAACGCUGCGACUCAGUCCAACGCGUCCGGACAGACGGACUCUCAGCAGCCCAACAGCACCAUCGACUGGAGCGAGAACGCCCAGUACGGGGAACACAUCUGGUUCGAAGCCAGUGUUUCCGGAGACUUCUGUUACGUUGGAGAACAGUUCUGCGUCGCCAAGUCUCUGCAAAAGUCCGUACCACGGAUGAAAUGUGCUGGUUGUAAGAUAUCGGUGCACGUCAUGUGCAUGGAGCAGCUGGAGAAGAUUAACUUCAGGUGCAAACCGUCGUUCAGGGAACCGACGUCUCGAGCCGUCCGAGAGGCCAACGUUGUUCGACAUCACUGGGUCCACAGGAGACGGCAGACUGGGAAGUGUCGGCAGUGUGGGAAGGGCUUCCAGCAGAAGUUUACAUUUCACAGCAAAGAGAUCGUAGCCAUCAGCUGCUCGUGGUGCAAACAGGCGUAUCACAACAAGGUGACGUGCUUCAUGCUGCAGCAGAUAGAGGAGUGCUGCUCUCUGGGGGCCCACGCUGCCGUCAUCGUCCCUCCGACCUGGAUCAUCAGAGUCCGCAAGCCGCAGACGUCUCUGAAAUCCAGUAAAAAGAAAAAACGGACGUCACUGAAGUGCAACAAGUCGACCAAGAAGGGAGCAGAGCUCCAAGAUGGCCGCUGGAAGCCCUUCCUGGUGAAGCCCCUCCCCUCCCAACUAAUGAAGCCCCUGCUGGUGUUUGUUAAUCCGAAAAGCGGCGGGAAUCAGGGAGCAAAGAUCAUCCAGUCGUUCAUGUGGUACCUGAACCCUCGGCAGGUGUUUGACCUGACCAAAGAAGGACCCAGAGAGGGGCUGGAAAUGUACUCCAAAGUUCCCAACCUGCGGAUCCUGGCCUGCGGUGGCGACGGCACCGUGGGAUGGAUCCUGUCCGUGUUGGACCAGCUGAAGCUCCGCCCCCAGCCUCCGGUCGCCAUCCUUCCUCUGGGGACGGGAAACGACCUGGCCAGGACUCUGAACUGGGGAGGGGGUUACACCGACGAACCGAUCACAAAGAUCCUGUCGCAUGUGGAGGACGGGAACGUCGUCCAGCUGGACCGAUGGAACCUCAACGUGGAUCCAAACACCGAGGCUCGACCCGAGGAGCGAGAUGAGCAGCAGACCGACAAGCUCCCAAUCGACGUCUUCAACAACUACUUCAGUCUGGGCUUCGACGCUCACGUCACACUGGGCUUCCACGAAUCCAGAGAGGCCAAUCCGGAGAAGUUCAACAGCCGCUUCAGGAAUAAGAUGUUCUACGCUGGGACGGCCUUUUCGGACUUCCUGAGCGGCAGCUCCAAAGACCUCGCCAAACACAUCAGAGUGGUGUGUGACGGCACGGAUCUGACUGCCAAAGUCCAGGAGAUGAAGCUGCAGUGCCUCCUCUUCCUCAACAUUCCCAGGUACUGUGCCGGCACCACGCCGUGGGGAAACCCCAGUGAGAGUCAAGACUUUGAGCCUCAGCGUCACGACGACGGCUGCAUAGAGGUCAUCGGGUUCACCAUGACUUCUCUGGCGACGCUGCAGGUGGGCGGCCACGGCGAGCGUCUUCACCAGUGCAAAGAGGUGACCCUCACCACCUUCAAGUCCAUCCCCAUGCAGGUGGACGGCGAGCCCUGCAAGCUGGCGCCGUCCAUCAUCCGCAUCAACCUGCGGAACCAGGCCAACAUGGUCCAGAAGGCCAAGCGAAGGAUCUCCAUGCCGCAUCUGAACGACCAGCAGCCGGUUCCUGAGAAGCUGCAGAUCCGGGUGAACCGGAUCAGCAUGGCGGCGUACGAGGCUCUGCAUUACGACAAGGACCAGCUGAAGGAGGCCUCGACGCCGCUGGGAGUCAUCGUCGUCCCCGGCGACAGCGACCUGGAGAUGUGCCGGCUGCACAUCGAGCGUCUCCAGGACAACCCGGACCAGGAAGUAGAGCAGGACGGAGACGAGAUGAAAGGAGAGAGUCUGUCGUCACAAAAACUCUCCAUCAACUGGUGUUUCCUGGACUGUACGACUGCAGAUCGGUUCUACAGGAUCGACCGGGCUCAGGAACACCUGAACUACGUGACGGAGAUCUCUCAGGAUGAGCUCUACAUCCUGGACCCGGAGCUGGUGGCCAAGGAGACUGUGGGAACCUCCCCCAGUAUGCCGGACCAGUUCUCCUUCCCCUGCUCCCCCUCGUCACCCACCUCUCCCAGGCAGAGGAAGAGGAUCUCCAGUGACAGUUCGGUGUCAGAGGCUUUGACCCAGACCUCACCUAAAACUACUCUGCAAAGAAUCUCCACUGCUACCUCACAGGACCAUGAAAAAGAUGCGGAGCUGAUCAGCUGCGUCAAGAACGAGAACCUGAGCAGGCUGACGGAGCUCCACCAGCAGGGGGCAGAGCUGGCGCUGCAGGACGCAGACGGCCGCUCGCUGCUGCAUCACGCCGUCCAGACCGGCAGCAAAGACAUCGUCAAGUACCUCAUCGAAAACGUUCCCGCCUCCCACCUGGACCUCGCAGAGACGGAGACAGGAGAGACGGCGCUCCAUAAAGCUGCCGCUCUCUGCCAGAGGAGCAUCUGUCACUUCCUGGUGGAGGCGGGGGCGUCGCUCAUGAAGACGGACCUGCAGGGCGACACUCCCAAACAUCGGGCCGCCAAGACCGACGACCAGGAACUGGCCAACUACCUGGAGAACUGCCAACAUUACCAGAUGAUCCAGAGAGAGGACCAGGAGACGGCAGUGUGACCCUUCCUCCUCCCGGCUCUGUUGGGUUUUUCUUGUUCUCGUUCUCCACAGAGCUCCGUCUGUCGGAAUGUAAACUGAACAGAUCCUCUCUGCUGUCGGAGCCAGAUGGAUUCUUCUUCUUCUUUUUUUGUGCUUUAACUGAUGAGAGACGAGGCGUCUUGAUGAAUCCGGUUGCCUGAAGAAAGCUCUGUCCUGCGGCCGAACUGAGCGACACAAAAGGCUCGUGGACACCAAAACAAACUCAAACUAGUUUUUAUUUUCGAGCCACAAGGACGUGCAGAGAGAGCGACGCAGCUGCUGGCCGCCAACAGCGACAGCAUUCAUGUUUCUGCAGCUUUCAUAUCCAAUAAAGCAAAACGUGUCUUCUGUUAAGCUUCUAGUGACCUUUUGGAUGUUCACUGCAAACAAAUAAAUGUUUGGAUAUUUAAUGUAGACAGCGAUGAAUUUAAGUAUUUAUGAUCAGAUUGUAGAGAUAAACUCACUUUGCCUGUAAUCAGUUUUUAAUGUUUUACUGUCUGUUACAGCGGAGCGCUUUCGUUUUGAUGUCUGUGGACUGUAAAUACUCGCGAAGCCGUUAGUUAAAAAGAAGCUGAAUCCAGAUUCUGCCAAAGCAGUCGGAUGAUUAUAACGAGCUUCUGCGUCAGUCAGGAGAUUCUUAUCACUGUAAGAUAUUCAUGUAAGGAUUGUUUGGUUUCAUCAUUUCUGAGUGACCUGCAAUAAAGCAUGUCGGCAACAAAAUUA
Messenger RNA from Poecilia reticulata (guppy), 5552 nucleotides. Lineage: Eukaryota; Metazoa; Chordata; Actinopteri; Cyprinodontiformes; Poeciliidae. The record is from RefSeq and is a predicted model, not a curated record.